AGGAAGAAGAAGAAGAAGAAGAAGAAGAAGAAGAAGAAGGUCUUACAACAAAGAUAGAACCAUGGCACCAUUAGGAUUGAGAUCUCUUGUGGGUUAUAAUGGCUGGGAUUACUGCAUUCUUUGGAAGUUAUCUCGUGACAAAAGGUAUUUGGAGGGAAUAGCUUGUUGUUGCAGUGGAGCUGAAGGGCAACUAGUGUUCCCUGUUGAGUGUUUUUCAGGAGUACAAAUAGCAACACCAUGCAGGGAUGUUAUAGUUCAACAUCCAAGAAUAAGAGCUUGUAAUGCUCUUUCAGAGAUCCCUUUUUCCAUCCCUUUGGAUCCCUUUUAUGGCUUGCAUGGCCAGGUCUUUUUUUCAAACCAACCCAAAUGGAUGAUAUAUUCAAAUAAAACAAGGGUUCUAGUGCCAGUGCAAGAUGGACUAGUUGAGCUAUUUGUUGCAAAACAAGUGUGUGAAGAUCCAUACAUCAUAGGCUUUGUCAUGUCUCAGUGCAACAACACAUCUUCAUAUGAUCAUCAUCAUCUUCAUCAUCUUGGUCAUCAAGACCAAACUCAAGCCAUGGAAGACAUUGAUGUGGGUGGUGUUCAUGACUACACAACAAAGAGUACUAAUAACAAUCCAUGGCUGCCUCCUCAACCAAUGUCCACUGAUCCAUCAUGCUUUCCAUGGGACAACAUCUCAGCUGAGAACCAGUCAAGAAUCUGCUCAUCUCCACUAGACUUGUUCUCCGGAUCAAAAACAAGCACUGAUAUCUUCUUUGAGGGAUCGACAUCUGCUAUUGACUCAAUUGUCGGUAAUGCUAAUAAUAACAUUCAAGACAUGACAGCAUAUCAUCAUCAAUCACAUGUAAUCCCUACCACUACUCCUUCGACACGACACCGGUCGGUGAUUGCCGAGUCCUCAGUCGAUAAAGACCUAGCCAAGCCUGACAAUUCUAGACAAGCCGACUCAGGUGACGAAGAAGGCAGUGAUCAAGCUGCUGACGAUGAUGAUCAGAGAGGAAUAGGCAGGUCAGGCAAACGCCAUCAUUCCAAGAACCUAGUUGCUGAGAGGAAGAGAAGAAAGAAACUCAAUGAUAGACUCUAUGCUCUCCGUUCUCUUGUUCCCAAGAUCACCAAGAUGGAUAGAGCUUCAAUACUAGGAGAUGCAAUUGAGUAUGUGAUGGAGUUGCAGAAACAAGUGAAGGAUUUACAAGAUGAGUUAGAAGAGACAAACUUGGAAGAUGAAGGAGCAAAGCAAAACAGUAGCAACAUGGAGAUGCCACAAAACCCUAAUAAUCCAAUGGACGAAGAUGACUCACCAAAUAGCUCUAGGAUGAUGGCUACCAACACCAAGACUGUUAACAACCAUGAACCUGUUGGACAUGAUGAUCUGAAUCAUCAAAUGGAGCCUCAAGUGGAGGUGAAGCAGUUGGAUGAGGAUGAGUUCUAUGUGAAGGUGUUGUGUGAGCAGAAGAUUGGAGGGUUUACAAGGUUGAUGGAGGCUGUGAUUUCUCUUGGUCUUGAGGUCACUAAUGUUAAUGUUGCUACUUAUCAAAGCUUAGUCUUGAAUGUUUUCAGAGUCAAGAAGAGAGAGAACAACAAUGAAGCAGUGCAGGCUGAGGAGGUGAGAGAUUCAUUGUUGGAGUUGACAAGAAACCCUAACCCUAACUCUAACCUUAACUCAAAUCCAACCUGUGGGUGGAUGGAGGGUGGAGGAGAACAAAACCAAUACAACCCUCACCACAUGCUUAGCUAUCAUGGCAUGAACUAGAGCUUGCUGUUCCUUCUUUGGUAUUUCUAUCUUGAUAACUAUUGGUGUUAUGUUUCUGUGGUGUUUUCUUGUUUUCUUUAUUAAUCAAUUAGAACUUCAACUUUUAA
Molecule: messenger RNA, 1857 nt
Organism: Dioscorea cayenensis subsp. rotundata (Guinea yam)
Lineage: Eukaryota; Viridiplantae; Streptophyta; Magnoliopsida; Dioscoreales; Dioscoreaceae
Product: transcription factor ABORTED MICROSPORES-like
Exons: 8
Coding region: 62-1750 (562 amino acids)
Biological process (GO): regulation of DNA-templated transcription
Cellular component (GO): nucleus
Molecular function (GO): protein dimerization activity; DNA-binding transcription factor activity; sequence-specific DNA binding
Source: RefSeq, a predicted model, not a curated record